Syzygium oleosum is the source of this 2016-nucleotide messenger RNA. Its product is annotated as lysine-specific demethylase JMJ31. The record is from RefSeq and is a predicted model, not a curated record. The coding region runs from base 61 to 1677 and encodes 538 amino acids. Lineage: Eukaryota; Viridiplantae; Streptophyta; Magnoliopsida; Myrtales; Myrtaceae. Gene Ontology annotation, molecular function: 2-oxoglutarate-dependent dioxygenase activity. The transcript is spliced from 15 exons.
CGCGCGCGGGCGCGCGGAGGUCUCUCUCUUCCGGCAAGCCUCGAACGAGAAAAAGUGGAGAUGGCGAAGGAAGCGGAGUCUCUGCAAAUCCGAACCUUCGACGAGCUUCCUUCGGCGACGGGCUUCGCCUCCCAAAUCGAGCCGAGCAACGUUCCCGCUGUGUUCGCCGGAUGCGCCAAGGGCUGGGAGGCUCUGCGGAAGUGGAACCCUCGCGACGGAGGCCUCGAUUAUUUGCAGGAAAGAGCUGGGCCUUGUACCGUGGAGGCUAUGCUGUCGAGAUCUGCGCCGUUUUUCUAUGGUGAUCUAAGGAGCCACGAGAGGGUUCCUUUACCCUUUUCGUCCUUCAUUGGAUUUUGUAAGCAACACAUGGAAAAGAAAGAAGAUGAUCAAUCCCAGUGCAUGGAAUCCGGAGAAAGGAACUCAGAAGGGUCCGAGCAAGACCAUGUAGCUCCUAAACAAAUCUAUCUAGCACAGGUACCGAUCAUGAACGUUGAGAACAAAGGCCGGGCUCAAUUGGGAGUUCUGUUGGAAGACAUUCAAACGCCUGCCUUUUUGGACGAAAGUUUACUGGCAUCCGUCAAUCUAUGGAUGAAUAUUGCUGAAGCUAGAUCAAGUACUCACUAUGAUCCACAUCAUAAUCUUCUAUGCAUAGUCAAUGGCACCAAAGAAGUUGUUCUCUGGCCCCCUUCUGCAAGUUCCUUGUUAUACCCCAUGCCUUUGUACGGAGAGGCCUCAAACCACAGCUCUCUAACUUUAGGAAAGCCAGAUCUUUCAUUACAUCCAAGAGCAGAGCACCUGAUGGAUCACUCGCAGAAGGUCAUUCUAAAAGCGGGUGAUGCACUUUUCAUUCCAGAAGGCUGGUUCCACCAGGUCAAUAGUGACAAUCUGAGCAUUGCUGUAAAUUUUUGGUGGCAGUCCAACUUAAUGCGUAGUAUGUCAGAGCACAUGGAUGCAUAUUAUUUGCGCAGAAUACUAAGAAGAUUGACGGAUAAAGAAAUGGAUCUGAUGUUGCCAAAGCCUGCUUCUGCGGAAUGCAAGGUACAUGAAAGUGAUGAAACCCUUAAUGGGGAUGCAGAUGGGGAUAUCCAUAAUAUGGACAAAGUUUUCAUGGAUGGUGAUAUAAAAGGAAAAGAAGUCAAGCUAGAAAGCGCAAUAUGUCAUAUGAAACCUUCGGCACUGCAGGCUCUUCAUGCUCUGGUUUCUCUAGUGCAUGACCGUGUAAAUAUACCCGAUCCAAGUCAGGUGCAACGGCCCUCAUGGGGAAAUGGCUCCACUGCCUGUGCUGAAGGUGCACCUAAGAAUCGUAUAAUUUUUCACUUGGAAGAUGAUCCUGUUGCCAAUAUUCUGUGGAACAUUGAACCACGUACUCUUCGGACUAUGCUUCUUUAUAUGGCGGAAAAAUUCCCAAGGACUUUAGAGGCGCUUAUGCUGCACUUACUCUCACCAGUGGGUGCAGAGGCCCUAACAAGAAAAUUUGAUGAGAUUGAUGCAGAGAGCUCUGAGGAAGAUAGGAGUAAAUUCUACCAGAUCAUAUAUGGUGCACUUGAUGAUCAAUUUGCUGCAAUGGAUGCAAUUUUACUUGGGAAAGAGUCUUUUGCCAUGCAGGCAUUCAGGAAUGUUUUAGACAAAUAUUUGGGGGUGAGCAUCGAGGAUGGACCAAAAUUGUGUGCCCGGUGAAACUUUCAGGGAUAGAAGCUUUGUCAAAGAAAUUUGCUCUCGGCAUACAUCUUGACCAUGAAAAUUGAAACCUUUUAGCAUGACGCCCCAGCAGAGCUAUGGAAGGAUAGAUGCAAUUCACCACCAAGGCACCGACUUUGAGAAGCGUCAAGUUCCUCAAGGGUUUGAUGAAUCAAUGUAACGCACUGAGAUGUCUGUUUGAAAUGAUUUCUACUUUUAAAUUUUAAUUUUUUACUUGCGACUUUCGCUAUUUUAUUUUGUUUUAGCAACAAGAUAUCCAAGGACAGAGACGAUUCCAUUCAAUUAUUUUUGUAAGAAUAGGGCUUUCUUGGACCGCUA